Messenger RNA from Gadus macrocephalus (Pacific cod), 1543 nucleotides. It is a transcript of the gene arl5a, whose product is annotated as ADP-ribosylation factor-like 5A. Gene Ontology annotation, cellular component: cytoplasm; trans-Golgi network. NCBI's taxonomy places the organism in Eukaryota, Metazoa, Chordata, Actinopteri, Gadiformes, Gadidae. Bases 334 to 873 code for a protein of 179 amino acids. Gene Ontology annotation, biological process: protein localization to Golgi membrane; vesicle-mediated transport; intracellular protein transport. The record is from RefSeq and is a predicted model, not a curated record. Gene Ontology annotation, molecular function: GTP binding; GTPase activity. The transcript is spliced from 6 exons.
CAAGUCUGACAGCUGCGCAAACCAGCCCAAAUGCCAGCUGAUAGGGUCGAGGUAGUGUGUCAUCAAAGGCAGUUGCAACAUCAUUUCAGUACAGCUCUCUUAAAAGCAUUGACGUUUUAAAUCAACGUCUCUUGGGAGGUGUAUCUUUUUUUUUCUUUAAUGACCAUGGCGAAUUUACCGAGGAGAAACGUGCCUUCUCCACUGCGUCUAACAACGGUGUAGAUUGUGAGUGAGCUAGCUUCCUGGCUAGCUUACGAAGAUCGCAUCGGAUAGCAUCAACAGCUAGCUACUGUCAAUUCUUACAAGCUGGUAUCGUGACUCCCAACACCAGCCAUGGGGAUACUGUUUACCAAAUUGUGGAGGCUUUUUAAUCACCAAGAGCACAAGGUUAUCAUCGUGGGCCUGGAUAACGCCGGGAAAACCACCAUUCUUUACCAAUUUUCUAUGAAUGAGGUGGUGCACACCUCUCCUACAAUAGGAAGCAACGUGGAGGAGAUUGUGGUCAACAACACACACUUUCUGAUGUGGGAUAUCGGAGGGCAGGAGUCACUAAGGUCGUCCUGGAACACGUACUACACAAACACAGAGUUUGUGAUUGUGGUUGUGGACAGCACCGACCGAGAGAGGAUCUCUGUGACCAAAGAAGAGCUUUACAGAAUGCUAGCACAUGAAGACCUGAAGAAGGCCGGGCUGCUCAUCUUCGCCAACAAGCAGGAUGUGAAAGGUUGCAUGUCUGGGGCUGAGAUCUCCCAGAGCCUCCAGCUGACCUCUGUCAAAGACCACCAGUGGCACAUCCAGGCCUGCUGCGCCCUCACUGGUGAAGGGUUAUGCCAGGGCCUGGAGUGGAUGAUGUCACGGCUGGGUGUGAGAUGAUGAACUCUGGCCCUCGACCCAGCAGAGCGACCUGGCUCUCUUUUAGCUCCUCCACUAAUUGGACACAGGGUCGGGGAUGAGGUCGAUGGACGGACCGGGACACCUCCUCUCUGUGACGCCGACUCGACCACCCCAGCCAGCCGGGACCUCGUUUUCUUUCCACGUUUAUUUAUUUUAAAAGAAGAGAAAGCAAAUUCUUACAGACUCUUACCACUCUGAACAAAAGACGCCUGACACGGUCUUGCCGGAGGACUCUGGUUGGAGAGAGGGAAGAAAGGACUGACGUGUAUUUAAAUAACAUUAUUUUUCUUCCUCACAUUGAAACACAGACGAAAAGACACCCGUCUUGCCGGAUACUUUACCUGGACCCUUUUCUUUAGCUUUGUGUAAUUCCAGCCCUGUGUGGCCUUGCAGUAUUGCCGGACUGGCUGUGUUGGUUUUUACAGCAGUAAUACAUCCUACACAUCCCUGUUCCUUCUGUGCAGUAUUUACAUUGACCGUGUGCCUGCAUUGGAAUCCUCCCGUGACAACGGCUGACUAUGAUAGAGAUGUGCCGUGAGUGUGGGUGAAAUUACAGCACUGUAUGCCCUGGUCUCAGCCCAUAAUGGAAAAAUACUACCAACAGUGAAAUAAAGUGUUUUUAUCUGUUUUGGGUUGAAUCAAAAUAUCA